Molecule: messenger RNA, 930 nt
Organism: Pseudocercospora fijiensis CIRAD86
Lineage: Eukaryota; Fungi; Ascomycota; Dothideomycetes; Mycosphaerellales; Mycosphaerellaceae
Exons: 3
Molecular function (GO): nucleic acid binding
Source: RefSeq, a predicted model, not a curated record
UUGCUGGUGCUGAUCAAAGAGAAGAAUCAAGACCAGUAUGCGUUCAUCAAGCGUGUCGCCGAGCUGCAGCUAGGCAUUCAGACUGUAUUCUGUAUACAGGAUGAGAAGCGGCUGACAGCUUUCAACGCUCAGGCUGCAUCGAACAUCGCAUUGAAGUUCAACAUGCGCUCCGCAGGAGUCAAUCACGAUCUUGGCACCCAAGGUUUCGCGGCUUUGAAGACGCCAAAUCGACUCAGCAACACGAUCGUCCUUGGUGCUGAUGUGACGCAUCCGCCGACGUCUUCCAGCCCAGGUACGCCAUCGAUCGCGGCUGUUGUUGGCACGACUGAGGACGACUUCAUGCACUUUCCUGGCUCAAUGCGGCUGCAGCGCGGCAGACAAGAAGACAUUGUUGAGCUGGGCGACAUGGUCAAGGAGCGCUUGAUCGAUUGGGCAGAAAAGCAUGAAAAGCGUCUGCCUGCAAACAUGCUAUUCUACCGAGAUGGAGUCUCCGAGUCGCAGUACGAAAGAGUUCGGCUUUACGAGAUUCCUCAGAUCCAGCAGGCAUACAAUUGGGCACGCGACUUGACCUAUGUUGUCGUCGGAAAGCGCCACAACACUCGCUUCUACGCCCUGCAAGCUGCCGACGCCGAAGUCAAGAAGCAGCCAUUCAACACAUGUGGAAACGUUCGUCCCGGUUUGGUCGUUGAUCAAGUCAUCACCCACCCCCAUUCCCUCGAUUUCUAUCUCCAGUCUCACCAGCCUAUCAUCGGCACUGGAAGAUCUGCUCACUACUUCACCCUGACCAACAACAUGCAAUUCACGGCAGACGAGCUUCAAAAAGUGACUCACGAUUUCUGCUACGCCUACGCUCGUGCCACCAAAGGCGUCUCGUACUGCGCUCCAGCAUACUAUGCAGAUCGUCUCUGCGACAGAGGUCGUGCGUACCUU